AUGGAGCGGCAGCAGAGCAGGCGACAUAAAUCAACAGCUGGCGCGCUGCGUGCGGGCUACUCCACUCCUGAUCCCCUGAUCCUGAUCACAUCAGAGACACGGACGGCACCGGAAACGGAGCCCGAAAAGAAAUCGCACCAGAUCGCAGAACCAAAAAGAAUCAAAACGAUCGGGGGCGCAAUUCUCGCCGAAGAAGAGGCAACUGGAACGAGCACAGAGCACAGAGAUAUACUUACAAAAGCUUGGGUGCCACGGCUCUGGGCGAUCUACGGAUGGCCGGAGCACUGCCCACUAGACGGAAUGGGAACCACCCGGAAUCCUAGGAAAAGCGGAUCUGGAGGGGUCCCUGCGCGGGCAGGAGACUGUUGGAGGUGGCCAGGUGGGAUGGGGGAGAGCCGAAAGGAGAGGAGGGCGAGGAGGGGGUUUAAUGGGGGUCUUGCUGCUUCGGGCGGAAGAGCAGGGGAGCCGAGGUUCUGGUCAGGUGGAAGUGGAAGGUGA
Molecule: messenger RNA, 498 nt
Organism: Miscanthus lutarioriparius
Lineage: Eukaryota; Viridiplantae; Streptophyta; Magnoliopsida; Poales; Poaceae
Source: the annotation of a GenBank genome assembly